CAGCUCUAGAGAUACGAAACUCAUUAAAGGACGUUCAGGUAUGAUGACUUGAUAUCACAUUCUGCAAGGGGUUUAUGCUGCUUUAUUGGUUCAUGUCUUCUCUCUAUUGCAUGGUGAAACGUAUCAUUUGAUGCUUUGACUUCAAUGUAUUCAAGGGUUGGAAUAAGCGGCAAACUCUUAUUUACGGAGUAGUUAAGUUAGUUCUUGGGAUCAGGAACAAGCUGACGCGAUCACACUAGCUUCACAGAUAAAAUUACAUCGCGAUUACUUGCAUUGGUGUUAAAUUAGCCCUAUCAUACAUGGCCAGGCACAGAAUGCGACCAUGGCAUUUGCGCAGUUCCAUUGCUUUCAAGUGUCAUUUCUCAUGCAUGACUUGGAUGAGCUGUCUAAAGAUAGUAACCUCCCAUGCCCUCCUCCAUGAUAAAGCUAAAUCAAUUCCGAUAGCAAUGAUGCCACGAGGAUUCAGAAUCCCCGUAAUCCGCUGGCUACAGCCAGUCCAAUUCACUCCGAUGGCUCCGAUACUGAUCUAUCUACAAAGUUUGCUGUAAUCCUGCAUAAAAGGAAAUCGUUCUAUCAUUCACCAGCUCAGUCCUCGAUGAACUCAAUCAUGACUGUCCCUUGCUUCAGACCUGCAUCUGCAACGGUCGUGUCCAGGCUCUCGAUGAGAUCCUGGCCGGCAGGCAUUUUCUUAAGCUCGAAUUCGAUCCCUUCUUUGCCUUCCAGUGGCUCAGCCUUGAGCCAUUCGUAAAUUCUGCGGACUGAAUCAUCAAGAUUGAAUCGUCGAAUGACACGACCGGUAGGGUGUCGGAAUUGAAUGCGCGUAGUAGUUGUUGGGUUGGCCUCUGGCUCGGUAUGUGGGGUGGUGCUCGAAAUUUGAGCCCAAGGACUUUGCUCAACCGGAGCUUCAGGUUCUUUUCCUUUGCCUUCCUCAGGGCCAGGAUCUUUGGUUAAAGCAUCGGGAUCAUGAAGGUUAGGUGUCGAGGAACCUCCGCUUCCUGUAGCGCCCUCCAGACUGUUCUUCAAAGCCAUUUCAAGCAUCUCAUCCUCAGUCAUGCGAUCGACAUCCACUCUCUGUGGCUUUCGUGCUGUCGACUUCGCAACCGGGUUCUUGCUAUUGGCCGCGAGACUGUAGCGGUCGAGAAACUCGGCGAGUUCGGCAUGGAAUUCUUGCGCGGAGGGGAAAGGUCGUCCUGUCCAAACUUUGACUUGCUCGCCCGUUCGGGGGUCGAUGAUCGAGACAUGUGGGUAGUUAUCAGGGUUCUCGUGUGUUUGGUUGGGGAAAUAAAACGUCACAAACUCCUCGGCAUCCGGGAAGUCCUUGUCGUACUGUAGGAAAAUGAAGUUCUCUGAGACCAGAGAUUUAAUAGCCUCGUCCUUCCAAAUGUCACGGUUCAGCGCCUGGCAGUUGAAGUCGUUCAUGUCUUGGAGAUUAACCAAGAUCCACUUCUUGUCUUCCUUGCCUAGAGUACGGGCAUCAUCCCAAGACAUGCGCGCCAUCAAAUCGUAAGGUGGUCGGAACAAAUCUACAAGACGUCUUGCGUGGGCUCCAUUCUCGGGUGCCUGGGCAGGGCGGCUGUCAGGGUCGGCCCAUAUUUGCUGGGAGAAUGGUCCUCCAGCACGAUUGGCUAGAUGAAUGCGUCAGUGAGAGUCCACUACUGGUAGUUAAGACACUUACGUGGAUUUGCCCGCCGCCUGCGUCGCAACUCUUCUAGAAAAGCUGCCUCCAUUCCAUCAUCGUGCUCACCACCACCCCAUCCGGGUGCCACCAAGGUCUCAGUAGUCCGCGCGAUAGGUGCUCGGACAUCAUCUGGGUUUCCUCCUGAUCCAGACCCAGACCCUUGGUUUCCUUGGUAUAGCUCCUCCUGCAAUCGCUUUGCCAUUGCCAUAUCUUCUUCUUCUUGGGCUAGAGCGGCCGCUUGAGCUGCGACGGCUCUCUCGUUAUCGUCAUCAUUGUCGCUAAAGUCUUCGAUCUGCAUAUCCUGGUCAUCGUCACUAUCGAUGUGGAUGACGCCCGCCGAAUCUUGCCUGCCAAUGUUGCCUCUGGAAGCCGAUGUUGUCGCGGGGGCAGCGGCUGGCUGGUUGCUUGAAGAAAGGCCAGCUCCUACGCCGGAAACGAGAUCGGGGUUUUCGAAGAAGAGUUCUAUGGCACGCUCAAAGUUACCCGCAGUCAUCUCGAGAAAGCUCCGCGCGACAUCGGUGCUUGUGCCCGUGAUGGACAUGAAAUUGGAGAUGUUGUCGUCCAUGGUUGGCGACUCUCCUGGUCGGGCAGGAGUUGUCAGUCUGUCGUGUUUGUAAGAGUUUUAGAAAAUUGAGAGGAUCGGAAGUAAGCAGGGCACGGUGUCGAACACGCAGUUGAUUAAUGUGUUAUCGUAAGGUUCGGUGUAGCUUGAGCGAGGAGAGUUGAUGCCCCGCUAUGACAACAGCGGGGAGAGUAUCGGGCUAAAUAGUCACUGGUCUCAAGCUGAUGGCGCGAGUUUUAUAGUGAGCUGUUCAGUGCCGUUGUUCUUUCAGCUUGCAGCAGCAACGCACUCGGAAGAAAUCGACCUUGUCGUGGUUGAGAUAUGCCCUUUCAAGUAGCAAGGCGAAAGUUGAAGGUGAAAGUGAAGCACAGACACCAAAGACAGGCACCCAACCACAGUGACGCAACCGGGUCAGUGGAGCUUAGCGCCUUUUCCUUGGAGGGGCAAGUGACAGGGGAGUGAAACUGUGACGGGCGGAAAAUCAAUGACGCGACUUCUUUCAUAUGCACAGCUUACCCAAGAUGAAAGCUGAUUUAUGUCCUCUACUAUGAUCCAUGGCAAUAAACAAACGUUUUCCUACCUUAAUUAAGAAAGUGUUUUGUUUUACGACAUGCCUGCAUAUUGAGAAAUAAUAAUAAAUACGGGUCUAUACCGUUGUUAUGCUAGAAUCAUGAACGCGUCUAGACUUGGAUCUUAUCUUCAGUUUCCCAGGGUGGUGCCAAGUUUUACUCAUCUCGCCAUUCAGUUACGAAUGGCACAGUUAAUUACUGCUAUACAAAAUCAAAUUGGCAAAUAGGAGUGUAUAGCGACUUAGACUUGUUUUCCAUAUUUUACUAGAAGUUUUUAGCUCCUGUUAUCAUAUCUAUUGUCUCCGAGAAAAUUGACCAACUUGACAAAUGUCAGCUUAGUCAUGCAACGUCACGAUAUGGUUGACUGGCGACAAUAUGGCCCGGCAGCACCUACCUGAGGUUAUUCGUCACCGAGCUGCCUGUGCCUUUCCUUACAAAGCACAACAAGUCGUAAAUCGCCGUCUGAACUCGUUCUUACAUCUUUAAUACUUUUUAUGAUCAAACCACAUCGAUUAUCUGAGCUUGAAGAAUAUCAAAUUCGAAACACACAAUACCCCCUCAAUCAUGGCGGCAGCAACAACGAAAGAGAGGGAACUGCAGCUGCUGGACACCGUCGAGCUCAAGAUCCUAAAUGUUGCCAACAAGGAACAUAAGCUGCACGAGCUAUUACAACGUUAUCUGCCGCCGGUCAUCCUCAAGGCGGCUAGUGAACAUGCUCAAGUUCGAGCUAAAGUGGUCCAGAUAUUCUCCAACCUGAAGACCUUCAUCCAACCCCCGGAGGUAAUUCUUCCUGUAGGCGCACUGCUUGAUCAAUACAAGUCUAGUGACUCCCCGUUAGUCAAGCAACUUGAUAUCUCAGCCAUACAACAUAGCAUAGAGCGCCUGGAUGACUAUGAACGAAGACAGCUUAUACCUAAAGCUUUGUCAGGAUUCGCCAAGGACCAAGGUGUUGCCCGAGCUGGUCCAUUCUUCAACAUCAUUCUGCGUCUCCUCCUUGAUGCCCGGAUACCUCCAAGAGGCAGCAAAGAUGAUACCGAGUACCGAGAAGCAAUCGGACUAUCAGACGAGGCCGACGCAAAGUUCCUUGCUAGCAUGAUUAGCAUUUUCCUACGGCUACGGAACCCUACGCAAACUCAGAACUGGACCACAGCUAACCCAACACUCACUAAAGCUGAGCUCGAUUCGCUAGCUGUGGAAAGCCCCGAGUCACAGAAGGUUUUCGAGAGGAUGUCAGAGUUGAAGCUCAAGCUCAUCUCGUUGCUUGCAAGUGGUGCUUUUACUGACGAAGAGAAGUUCUUGCCCGCGCUUUACGCUUCAUCCAGUUUCGAUAACAGACUUGUAUCUGCAGCUGAAGAAGUUUUGAAGCGAAGCUCUGUGUCUAUGGAAGAUGAGCCACUUGUCAAGCGCCUGUUUCAUGCUCACUCAAUCCUGCCGCCCACCUACCGGACCAGAAUUCUCAACAUGCUCUCUAAAUCAUCCAUCUCGGCAACAAUGUCGGAUGAUAUCAUGGCUGUAGUCAAACUCAACUUCUCCUCGCCAGAUCAAGCUUCAAGUGAAUUGGCACAGAAUCUGCUGCCCAAGAGUGCGCUCGAACAAACAAAACUGCAUACGGCGACGUUUCAGUACCUUGCCUGGGUAGCACGCGUUGGGCCCACGCAGGAAGGAUUUGACAUUGCUGCUCCUCUCGUGCAUGAGCUGUCCACUUUUAUAGAGCGUCAAGGCUGGCCUGUUCCGUGGCGAACAUCUCACGACGAUAUUGCACUACGAUCGAAAGCGUACGAAACUAUUGGAGUGUUGGCGAGAAGUGCGAAUAUGCCAAUUGGGAGGCGUCUACAACUCGCGCACUGGCUUUUUAAGUCAUUGUCAGAGGAUACGACUUCCGAUGCAGUUGUGAACAUAGAUGGAGCUCUGUCCAGCCUAACCACCAACAUUCCGGCAAUGACGGGCAAUGAGUCUCAAGAGUUGAAGACAAUGCUGCUAACGUUUAUGUCUCUCGCUGAUGAGCCCCCUGCUGUUAGAAGCACUCGACACGCUGUGGUCAAGUGGGCCAACCAGUGCCUCGCCUUUUCCGAUGUUCUGGGACGCUGGAUUGACAUUCUGGCCGUUGGUGCCUACGAAAGCGAGAGAAGUGAUGUUAUUGAGCAGGGCCACAAAGGUCUUGACCCUUGGACUUAUCACGCACACGCCGAAACCAGUCCGACAUUGCCAGACUGGAAAGAAAUGAUAGUCACGUUCUUUGGUUCUGAAAUUAGCCCAUAUACCAUUACGGAAGCCGCCACUGCCCCUCUUCCAGAUGUGACAGAAAAGUCGCACUCGGUGUUUGAGAACUUCCAAGAAUCUCGUAUAGCUGCUUUCCCAGUUGCCCUGAGAUAUUGCAAGCACAUAAUGUUCCUCACAGCUCUCGAAGACUUCGAAGUGGAGCCUGACUGGAUGCAAACUCUAGAUGCACGAGUCAAAACGGACAUCAAGACGCGAGAGAAGAUCCUAGCAUAUCUGCAUACAAUCGAUAGUGGAUACAUACUCUUCUAUCUGAAGGCAUGCCUCGAUGGAGCCUACCUCAGGGACUCUCCGAUUACGGAAGAAUGCAUCCGUUGUUUUGUUGAUGUGGCAUCCCUCAGCCCCGGCGGGGCACUGGGGUUCUUGACCAUGUUUAGCGAUGGCCUUUUCCAGCUGAUCAAGUCGAAUAAUAAGGAAGUCCGGUCACUGACUGCUCGUGCCCUUGGAAUGCUUGUGUCACAUCUCGCGAAUGACCCGUCUCUUAUAGACUAUUACCGCGAGACUCUGAGUGCACUAUUCGAAAACGCCGAGAGGUUAGUCGGGCCUGAACUCAACGCUGCUGAGGGAGGAUUACUGGCAUACAGCUACGUCUGUUCGCGAAGCGUUUACUACGGACAACCCAUUCCCGACGAUGUUCAAUAUCCCAUUCAGUUCAUCACCGGCGAAAACGUUGUGUCGUCACUCCAUGACACAGCGCUCGAGGCUUUUGCACAGCUGUGGACAGCCGGACUCGCUAUCCCGGAACGUGAAGGUGAUCACUCACUGGAAAAGGUUAUCAGCAAGCUAGUCGCCUCAGCAAAGAAAAGCAACGAGAAGGCAAUUCUUGCUCUGGGAAGACUGGCUGCCGGGCUGAGUGAAAGUGGAGAGGCUAAUGAGAGCGAAGAUGGAUGGUCGCAUGGAGUCCUGGGCAACAUCCUCAAGGAGCUUUUCGCCCUACAUGAGAUCAAGCAAGUCGAAGUGCAGUUCACUGUGGGAGAUGCUAUCACUGCAACUCUGGCACGAUGGGAAUCCGAUUAUGUAAAGCUGACCCUGGAUGUCGAGUCUCGCGGUUGUCUUCAGAAGCGCAAUGGAUCCCGUGGCCCGCUUCUCACAGCUGUUCUUAACAAGAUCUUCGCUGACUGCAAGGCCACAAAGCCAUCGCUGCUGAAGGCGUCCGGCAUCUGGCUUUUCUGCAUUGUUCAAUAUUGUUCACACCUGGAAGAGGUUCAGUCGAGGCUCCGAGAGACUCAAGCUGCAUUUAUGAGACUUCUUAGCGCACGCGACGAGCUUGUACAAGAGACUGCCUCGCGCGGUUUGUCUUUGGUAUACGAGCGUGGCGAUGCUGAUCUCAAGAGCGCCCUUGUGAAGGAUCUAGUGUCUGCAUUCACAGGCAACGGCACCCAGCUCAAGGUCGACCAAGAAACAGAGCUGUUUGAGCCUGGUGCUCUGCCAACUGGCGAGGGCAGCUCCAUCACUUCAUACAAGGACAUUGUCAAUCUAGCCAAUGAAGUUGGCGAUCAAAGGCUUGUUUACAAGUUCAUGUCACUUGCUGCGAAUGCUGCUACCUGGUCAACUCGAUCUGCCUUUGGUCGAUUUGGACUCAGCAACAUUCUUUCAGAGUCUGAAGUUGACCCUAAGCUCUAUCCCAAGCUCUACCGUUACCGAUUUGACCCCAAUCAAAACGUGCAGCGAUCCAUGGACGAUAUUUGGAAGGCACUUGUCAAGGAUUCGGGCGCAGUUAUCAGCACUCACUUUGAUGCGAUCCUGGAAGACUUGCUUAAGAGUAUCUUGGGCCGAGAAUGGCGCAUGCGAGAAGCAAGCUGUGCUGCUAUCUCGGAGCUCAUCCAGGGCCAGCCAUUCAACAAGUACGAGAAUCGAUACCGUGAUAUCUGGAUAUCGGCAUUAAAGGUUCUUGAUGAUGUCAAAGGUUCUGUGCGAGAGGCUGCCUUCAAGCUUUGCAGAACCUUAUCUAAUACUCUUGUUCGACAACUCGAGGAGGGAACUAGUGGAUCUGCUGCUAAAUCUAUGAUGAAGGAGGCUCUCCCCUUCCUUCUGUCUGACAAAGGUAUCGAAAGUUCUGUCAAAGAAGUCCAAGCCUUUGCUGCUAUUACCGUCAUCGAGCUCACUAAGAAGGGUGGAAAGGCUCUCCGACCAUUUAUUCCGGAGAUGGUUCCUCAACUUCUUGGUUUACUGAGCUCUAUCGAGCCCGAGCAAAUCAACUGGCAUUAUCAGAGAGCUGGUGAGGACAGCCGAGACCAGAUUGAUAAAAUUCGAUCACAAAUGGUGAACCGAUCUCCGAUUUCUGAGGCCAUUGACAAUUCACUUCGAUUCGUGGACGCGGAUGUUAUGGCUGAAUUGGCACCUAAACUAGAGGCAACUAUCAAAACUGCUCUCGGCAUGCCGACAAAGAUAGGAUGCAGUCGUGUAUUGACGACCCUAUUCACAAACCACACAAAUGACAUUAAGGGAGUGAGCAACAAGUUCCUCCAACUGAUGGAGAAGCAGACAAUGGACAAGAACGACGAGGUCAGCCAGGCAUAUGCUCGAGCUACCGCAUAUAUGUUGAGAGCUGCUUCGGACUCGGCCAAGAACCGAUUCUGCAAAAAGUUUAUCGACAUGUACUUCGACGCAGAGGAGGAAUCGCGUCGCCAGAAGACUGCAGAUGUGAUUGUGGCGCUGGCUAAGGUCUCGCCUGACCACUUCACUGCCCUAGAGACACAAUUGCUACCCUUCUCCUACUUGGGCUCUCACGAUACAGACGAGUAUACCAGCAAAGUAUUCAAGAAAGUAUGGGAGCAGCACGCUGGAAGCAGUCGCACUGUUGUUCGUUACGUUCCCGAGAUCGUAGCACUCGUGGAGAGGUGUUUGGAUACUGCACAAUGGGCCCUUCGGCAUGGUGGAGCUUUCACCGUUGCGGCUAUGGUAUCUGAUGUUGCAAGUGCAAGUGAUGUUAGUGGCCAAAUCAGCGACGCCAAUCUCAACAAGAUCUGGCCUGUUUUCGAGAAAGCACUGGCCCUGAAGACAUUCGCUGGCAAAGAGAAGCUCCUUGAAUCAUACCCUAAAUUCGUCGAGAAGGGACACAGCUUGUGGAAGUCAGACACAAAGAUCGCUGCACAGAUGAAGAAGAUUGCUCUUCGAGAAGCUAAGCGAAACAACGACGAGUACCGUGUGCACGCUUUCCGCUGUCUCUGGGAGUUUGCGAAAGCUCGGGAUGAUCUCGACAUGCUUGAUGAGAUUGUGGAGAUCGUUACGCCUUAUCUUGAAGAGCUGAAGGGAGACGACGAGACCGAGAAUGGAGAUAAAAUGGAUAUCGACUCUAAGGAUCAAGUCGCGAAGGAACAGCUUGCAGAGAAGGCGGCUUCCAACGGCUUGGAGGCUGUUGCUCGCGGGCAUAGCCGAACUGAUCUUGGCAUUCUGACCAAGAUCAUCAAUAUUCUCAAGCCUUUCCUGUCAAGCCCGAACUUUGCGACUAUCAAGCGCCAAGUAUGGUACGAGUGUGUACGCGAUCUUAUGAACGAUGCCACGCCUUCAUCAACACCGGAUGAAAAUGCCGUGGCGCUUACUUAUCUACUGAGCCUGGAUGUUGACUUGGUUGACACUGGCACUGAAGCACAGAGAGUUAUGAGGGCCAAGGCAGUGGGCGCAUUGUUCAAGGCAAAGGGCAAGGGAGUCUUUGGACCGACUGGGGGCCCUGACGCUGCGCAGUUGAAGACGAUGGUGAGUCAGGCGCUGGAAGCCGAGAGGUCUUUGGAGGUUCAGCGUGUGCUGAGGGAUAUCCUCGUUGAGAUGGAGUAAGAGAGGGGUGAAGCUUUCUAGAGAUUCAGCGUUUAGAUCAUUAUCUUUUUACUAGCGUAGGUUAAGAAAUACACCAGAUAUCAUUGAG
Fusarium verticillioides 7600 is the source of this 8948-nucleotide messenger RNA. RefSeq lists its product as hypothetical. The coding region runs from base 3374 to 8860 and encodes 1828 amino acids. The transcript is spliced from 2 exons. The record is from RefSeq and is a predicted model, not a curated record. Gene Ontology annotation, cellular component: cytoplasm; nucleus. Gene Ontology annotation, molecular function: molecular adaptor activity. Gene Ontology annotation, biological process: proteasome assembly. NCBI's taxonomy places the organism in Eukaryota, Fungi, Ascomycota, Sordariomycetes, Hypocreales, Nectriaceae.